Molecule: messenger RNA, 1533 nt
Organism: Gossypium arboreum
Lineage: Eukaryota; Viridiplantae; Streptophyta; Magnoliopsida; Malvales; Malvaceae
Product: probable disease resistance protein At4g27220
Exons: 1
Coding region: 1-1533 (510 amino acids)
Molecular function (GO): protein binding
Source: RefSeq, a predicted model, not a curated record
AUGAAGGUACUUGAUGACCUUUUUGAAUGGAGGAAUGCGCUAAAGGAACUAAGUUUAGCAAGACAAAGUGUUAAUGGAUUGGAAGAUGAGGUGAUCCAACAAUUGCGAUUUAGUUAUGAUCGUUUAAAGGAUCAAAAACUUCAACACUGUUUUCUCAACUGUACCUUAUAUCCUGAAGAUUUUGCAAUCAGAGAGAUAGAUCUUGUUCAUCUUUGGAUUGCAGAAGGGCUUGUCGAAGAAAUGAACAGUAGGCAAGCAGAGUAUGACAAGGGUUGUGCAAUAAUGAAUAGACUCAUAAACAACUGUUUGUUAGAAGUUCCUACCGAAAUAGAAAAUGGAAGAUGUGUAAAGAUGCAUGAUCUUGUAAGGGACAUGGCAUUACAUAUCACAUGUAGAACACCUCGGUUCUUGGUAAAAGCUGGCAUGAGAUUAACGGAGCCACCAGAUAUGCAAGAAUGGAGAAAGGACCUAGAAAAAGUUUCAUUGAUGGAGAAUUGGGGUUUACAGCUUCCCUAUCCUUUGGAAAUAUCGCCACCGAAGUGUCCGAUGCUCACAACACUAUUGUUGUCUGGUUGUAAUAUACAAAGCAUUCCAGAAGGCUUCUUCAAGCAUAUGCACAGACUCAAGAUUCUUGAUCUUUCUGCAAAUCCUAUCAAGUAUCUCCCAGAUUCCAUUGCUAAUUUGAAGAACCUCACUGCGCUAUUGCUUCGUCAUUGUCGAAGUUUAGAGAAGGUGCCAUCACUUUCAAAACUUCAAGUCUUGAAGGAGUUGAAUCUUGAAGCAACAAAUAUCAAGGAGGUCCCUUGUGAGAUGAAAAACUUGUUGAAACUCAAUUACCUGAAUUUGAAUGGUAUAGGAGACCUACAUGAGAUUCCUGAUCGAGCAUUAUCAAAACUUUCUUUCCUUCAAGACUUGAUUGUUGGUGAAACAUUGAUAAGUGGAGAAGAUGUUGGUGGAUUGAAGAAACUGGAAAUUCUUAAAGGGAGGUUUUACGAAUUACACAACUUAAAUGCGUAUGUCCAAGCUUUACAUGGUCGAGAAGAACCUCUUGAAUACAUCAUCCGCAUGGGUGAGAGAGGAUGGGUGGAGCAAAUUAAUACAAGAAAGUACAUUGAGUUAUGUGGUUGUAAUAUCUAUACCAAUCAGAUUAUACUUCCACAUGUUGAGGAGUUAUACAUUAAGGAGUGCAAUCUCAAUUGUAGCAAAGGGUAUCCGCUUUUCUCCAAGUUUAUUCUUAUCUCACUUAGCAUAUUCUCCUCUCUUAAAUUUCUUGAUAUAUAUAAUUGUAAAAGCUUGAAAAAAUUGUUCUCUCCAAAUUGCUUGCCACUAAAUUUACAAGAGCUUAGCGUAUCAGAGUGUAACAAGCUAGAGGAAAUAAUAGCAAUAGAACUUGGAUGGAAUCAAAGAGGAAAGGCUACCAUGGAGUUUCAUUUACCACAAUUAAGGUUAUUUUCACUAUGGAAUCUACCAAAAUUGAAGAGCAUUUGCAAUGUUAAUGGAGUAAUCGUUUGUGAUUCACUUGAAAUAAUUUAG